UGUUCCAGUUCUAGCACUGUUUUUUCCGGGCGCCAACUUUUUGUUUGACAGAUCAAAAGUGUGAAUAAAAGUGCAAAAAACGGAGCUUAAACACGACAGAGAUUACUUUUUUACUGAAAUGCCAAACCUACCGACCAAAAUUGAAGAUGAUAUAAUCGGCUCUCCUCGUGACGAGCUUAUUGUCAAAACGAUUGCGAACAUUUUUAUAACAGCCAGCCGGGACAGUCGACAGGCUCCAGUAAAUACGGACAAUCAGAUGUCUGCUGAUAUGACCCAGUAUCGGGAGAAUAUGUUGAAAGCAUUGGUCGACUAUUAUGUGGACGCCUGGCAGAAGGAUGGCAUAAACCCAGUUCUAGCAAAGGACGUUAGUAUGGUGACAGCGCAGAUGGACCUCAUGCAGUCUUCCAUUGAGUUUGUCCAUGUUAACCUGAAGUUGGCCCCUCUGGGCAAAGUCUCCAUGAAGGAGUUGGAAAAGCUUGAGUCAAGCAUCCAGACAUACCACAAGCACAUUUUAAAGGCUCGGAUGGCGGACGAUAUUCUGGACAAACAGAAGCGCCAGCAGAAAUCGAGUCUGUUCAAGAAGCUGUGCUUUGUUGUGGGCCUUGUAAUGUUUCUAUCUGUACUCCUGACGGUCGAAUAAUUUAUUAUUAUUGUUUGUAAUCAAAUGAAAAUAGUUCUAAGUAUGCCCAAAGAGGAGGCCCACAAAUUGUUUUCCAAAGAAGAAGUUACUUGAAUGAUCU
Molecule: messenger RNA, 740 nt
Organism: Drosophila obscura
Lineage: Eukaryota; Metazoa; Arthropoda; Insecta; Diptera; Drosophilidae
Exons: 2
Coding region: 119-640 (173 amino acids)
Source: RefSeq, a predicted model, not a curated record